AUGGAUCCGAUGUAUUUAGCUUUGAGUUUAUUUCGGAGAAAAAAGUACGAUAAAUGUGCGGAAGUUUGUACGGAAAUUUUGGAUAAGCAGCCGUUGGAUCAAGCGGCUUGGUGUUUGAAGAUGAGGGCGCUAACGCAGAGGGUGUAUGUGGAUGAUAUCGAAAGUGAAGAACUUAUAGAAGGGGAUUUCUUGGAUGAUAAUGCUGUUGCUACGGCUCCUAGGCCCGGAACUUCGAUUAAGACGGCAAUUGCCACUACAGCUGCGGCAAGUUCUAGACCUCGAACUUCCACCGGCCGUCCAAUUUCAGGAGUUGCCCGCCCAGGUACCCAAAUGCGCCCCGGCUCCGCCCUCGAUCGCCUAAAGACCGCCCGCCCCAUCACCGGCCAAUCAGCUCGCGCCAUCCGCUUAGGCACCGCCGCUAUGUACUCCCACAAGGAGGGUCCCUUCAUCCAAGUAUCCCGCCUCAACAUCGCCAAGUACGCCAAAAACCAAAACCUCAACAAACCCCUCUUCGAGUACCUAUUCUACCACGAAGGCGACGUUCGCAACGCCAUGGAGCUCGCAGUGCAAGCCACGCAAUCCUGCGAUUUUCAAGAUUGGUGGUGGAAGGUUCAACUAUCUAAAUGUUACAUAGUUUUGAAUUUGAUUAGAGAUGCCGAACAACAAAUGCGAAGUGCUCUAAAACAACACUACCACGUCGAGACUUUCAUCAGGCUGACUAGAAUUUACCUGCGAUUGGACCAACCUCUUUCCGCCGUGGAAAUAUGCAGAGCCGGUCUUGAGAUUUUUCCCAAUGAUGUUUCAAUCAUGACUGAACUGGCAAGGCUUUAUGAAACCUUAAACGAGACGACGUCUUCGGUUAGGUAUUACAGGAGCAUUGUGAUCGAAGAUGCGAUGAAUACUGAGGCGAUUGCGUGUAUAGGAAUGUAUCACUUUUACAAUAAUCAACCAGAAUUGGCAUUACGAUAUUACAGGCGUGUGCUGGCAAUGGGGGCCCAUUCAGCGGAAUUGUACAACAAUUUAGGGCUCUGCUGUUUGUACUCCCAGCAGCUGGACUUAACUCUGGCGUGUUUCCAUCGGGCCCUCGACCUAGCCAUCGAUCCUCUCAUCAAAGCCGAUGUGUGGUAUAAUUUGUCCCAUUUGGCUUUAGCAGCCGGUGAUUUGGAGCUGGCUCUGCAAUGUCUCAACUUAUGUUUAUCCUCCGAUUCAACGCACGCUUCUGCGUUCAAUAAUUUAGCAGUUUUGCAUCACAAGAUGGGCAGAACAAAUCUAGCAAAAGCCUAUUUUACGUCCGCUAAAGGCUUAGAACCAAAUUUAUACGAGCCAGGGGUUAAUUUGGAAUUCUUACAAAACCCUUGAAUUAUUCACACUGUUACAUUGUUUUCUAUUAAAUAUAAUGCGGUUGAGCUUGUUUA
This is a messenger RNA of Zophobas morio, 1415 nucleotides long. It is a transcript of the gene BBS8, whose product is annotated as tetratricopeptide repeat protein 8. Lineage: Eukaryota; Metazoa; Arthropoda; Insecta; Coleoptera; Tenebrionidae. The transcript has 5 exons. Gene Ontology annotation, molecular function: protein binding. Bases 1 to 1359 code for a protein of 452 amino acids. The record is from RefSeq and is a predicted model, not a curated record. Gene Ontology annotation, cellular component: ciliary basal body; non-motile cilium; BBSome. Gene Ontology annotation, biological process: non-motile cilium assembly.